Oncorhynchus masou masou (cherry salmon) is the source of this 9110-nucleotide messenger RNA. It is a transcript of the gene prkacba, whose product is annotated as protein kinase, cAMP-dependent, catalytic, beta a. Bases 325 to 1380 code for a protein of 351 amino acids. The record is from RefSeq and is a predicted model, not a curated record. The transcript has 10 exons. Gene Ontology annotation, molecular function: ATP binding; protein serine/threonine kinase activity. Gene Ontology annotation, biological process: protein phosphorylation. Gene Ontology annotation, cellular component: nucleus. Lineage: Eukaryota; Metazoa; Chordata; Actinopteri; Salmoniformes; Salmonidae.
UAUUGUUGUUGUUUUUUUGUUGCGCUGGUGGAACGACAGGCUGAGGUGAAAAGCCUGACUAUGUCUUUAUGUCAGUGACAUAGAGGUGUUACACUAAUAGGCAUCUAACGAUAAAGUAAACUGCAAGAAAGGUCAAAGGGGCUGGCAGAGUCCCAUUCGGUAGUGCAACUAACGGAAUAAAUGUUAGUUAGCCAUCCAGCUACAGUAACGUUGGCUAAUAAGCAGAACAUUAAGUAUCUGUCAGAAGACUAAUAGCUUGUUAGCUACGGACCCAUCAACACCACCAUCGUUUCAAAUAUAUCGCCGUGUCUUAAUUUUAGUACGAUGGGAAACGCCGCUACAGCUAAGAAAGGCAACGAACAAGAGAGCGUGAAAGAGUUCUUAGCCAAAGCCAAAGAAGACUUUUUACGAAAAUGGGAGUGCCCACCACAGAGCACAACCGGACUGGAUGACUUUGACAGGCUGAAGACUCUUGGCACAGGCUCGUUCGGUAGAGUGAUGUUGGUGAAACAUAAAGGAACAGAACAGUUCUACGCCAUGAAGAUCCUGGACAAACAGAAAGUGGUGAAGCUGAAGCAGAUAGAACACACGCUAAACGAAAAGAGAAUACUGCAGGCGGUGUCCUUCCCCUUUCUCGUGAGACUAGAGUAUUCCUUCAAGGAUAACUCCAACCUCUACAUGGUGAUGGAGUACGUUCCAGGAGGAGAAAUGUUCUCGCAUCUGAGACGCAUCGGGAGGUUCAGUGAACAUCACGCACGAUUUUAUGCAGCUCAGAUAGUACUCACUUUUGAGUACCUCCACUCGCUAGACCUUAUCUACAGAGACCUGAAGCCUGAAAACCUUCUCAUUGAUCACCAAGGGUACAUCCAGGUCACAGACUUUGGCUUUGCCAAAAGAGUAAAAGGCAGGACCUGGACAUUGUGUGGAACUCCUGAGUACCUGGCUCCAGAGAUCAUCCUCAGCAAGGGCUACAACAAAGCUGUGGACUGGUGGGCACUGGGGGUCCUGAUCUACGAGAUGGCUGCCGGGUACCCUCCGUUCUUCGCUGAUCAGCCAAUCCAGAUCUACGAGAAGAUCGUGUCUGGCAAGGUACGAUUCCCCUCCCAUUUCAGCUCAGACUUGAAAGACCUGCUGAGGAACCUGCUCCAGGUGGACCUGACGAAGCGCUACGGCAACCUGAAGAAUGGGGUGAAUGACAUCAAGAACCACAAGUGGUUUGCCACAACGGACUGGAUCGCAAUCUAUGAGAGGAAGGUGGAAGCUCCCUUCAUACCAAAGUGCAGAGGACCAGGAGACACAAGCAACUUUGACGACUACGAAGAGGAGGAUGUCCGUGUGUCCGACACAGAAAAGUGUGCGAAGGAGUUUUCCGAAUUCUAGCAAGGGGAGGCAGGCGUGUUCCAUAAGGUCUCACAUGUAUUGGGAUUUUUGCAGUCUGUUGAGGGUGGAGCUGAGACAUGACGCAUUCAAAACAAUUGCCUAGUUCCUUCAUUCCACAAGGUUGAAUGAGGUCCUUCUUGCCAUGAUCCUCCUCGCGUGCGGUUAGCACUAAACGUAUACACAGGCACAUUAUGCAGACACCCCUCGUGCUGCGACACAAAAAUACUAGGUAGACCACGUUUUUUGUCUUUUGUUUCCUGUUUUGUUUUUAAAACAUUUGUUGCUUUAAGGAAUCCCCCCCCCCUUCCCUCCAUUUUAAACCAAGUGAUUAUUUGCAAAGCAAGACAAAAACCAAUGAAAUGCCCAUUUUACAGUGGCACAAAGAGUUAGUCUAUAGUAGGUGGCAUUACACAUUUGAGUGAUUUUUAAGUUGCUCCUAGUUCUUGCUAGUGACUCGUGCCAGUUCCUGUGUGUUAGGCCUACACGUCAGUGUUUGUUUUAGGUUUAAUUCAACUUUCUUGGCCCAGUCUAUAAUCCUAAACAUUUUGCUGUCCUUAAGAAGUAGACUGUGUCUUUCUGCAUAAUCUAAAGAUACAGUAUCUUUUUACAAAGAAAUGGAUGUCAGAAAAGGAAAAUAGUCAAUACAAUACCACCGUCACAUGGGCAUGCAGUCCUUGAUGAGGGGUACAGUAGUAGCAAACCUUAUUACAAAGCAAAAACCUGUGAGAUGUUUAAUUUAUCAUUUGUAGCAAUGUUUUACUUGUCAGGUCAUGGGGCAUUUUAUUUUAAUUUUUUUAACCUCCGAGUAUGUAUUGUAUUCAAAUUAAGAUGAAGUGAGAUUAUAUAUUUUAAGGUACAACAACCCCAAGAGGGGUAGGAAACUUAUGGGCUUUAACUACACUGAACAAAAAUAUAAACGAAACCAUGCAACAAUUUCAAAGAUUUUACGAAGUUACAGUUCAUAUAAGGAAAUCAGUCAAUUGAAAUAAUCUAUGGAUUGCACAUGACUGGGAAUACAGAUAUGCAUCUGUUGGUCACAGACACCUUAAAAAAAAAGUGGUGGUGUGGAUCCAAAAACCAGUCAGUAUCUGGUGUGACCAUCAUAUGCCUCAUGCAGUGCAACGGACACAUCUCCUUCGCAUAGAGUUGAUCAGGCUGUUGGUUGUGGCCGGUGGAAUAUUGUCCCACUCCUCUUCAACGGCUGUGUGAAGUUGAUGGAUAUUGGCUGGAACUGGAACAUGCUGUCAUACACGUCAACCCAGAGCAUCCCAAACAUGCUCAAUGAGUGACAUGUCUGGUGAGUAUGCAGGCCAUGGAAGAACUGGGAUAUUUUAAGCAUCCAGGAAUUGUGUACAGAUCCUUGUGACAUGGGGUUGUGCAUUAUCUUGCUGAAACAUGAGGUGAUGGCGGCGGAUGAGUGGCACAAUAAUGGAUCGUCUCAUGAUAUCUCUGCAUUCAAAUUUCCAUCGAUAAAUGUAAUUGUUUGUUGUUCGUAGCUUAUGCCUUCCCAUACAUAACCCCACCGCCAGCAAACCACUCGCCCACACGACACCAUACACGCUGUCUGCCAUAUGCCCGGUACAGUUGAAACCUGGAUUUAGCUGUGAAGAGUGCACUUCUCCAGCGUGCCAGUGGCCAUCUAAGGUGAGCAUUUGACCACUGAAGUCGGUGACGACGCCAAACUGCAGUCAGGUCAAGACCCUGAUGAGGACGACGAGCAUGCAGAUGAGCUUCUCUAAAACGGUUUCUGACAGUUUGUGCAGAAAUUAUUUGGGUGUGCAAACCCAGUUUCAUCAACUGUCUGGGUGGCUGGUCUCGGACGAUCCCGCAUGUGAAGAAGCCGGAUGUGGAGGUCCUGGGCUGGUGUGGCUAAACGUGGUCUGCGGGUGUGAGGCCGGUUGGACGCACUGCCAACUUCUAUAAAAUGACGUUGGAGGCAGCUAAUGAUAGGGAAAUUAUUAUUCAAUUCUCUCUGAUGGACAUUCCUGCAGUCAGUAUGCCAAUUGCACUCUCCCUCAACUUGAGACAUCUGUGGCAUUGUGUUGUGUGACACGAGUGGGCUUUCAUUGUCCCCUGCACAAGGUGCACCUUUGUAAUGAUCAUGUUGUAAACAUCGGCUUCUUGAUAUGCCACACCUGUCAAGUGGAUGGAUUAUCUUGGCAAAUGAGAAAUGCUCACUAAAAGGGAUGGUAACAAAUUUCUGCACAAAAUUUGAAAUACACUUUUUGUGCGUAUGGAAAACUUCUGGGAACUUUUAUUUCCGCACAUGAAAAAUGUGACACACUUUACAUGUUGCGUUUUAUCUUUUUGUUCAGUAUAGAAUUACUGUAUACCAUGGGUUCUCAAAGUGGGGAACUGCAGGGGGCCCGUAACCAGAUGUUAUACACAUAUACAGUACCAGUCAAGUUUGUAGACACCUCAUUCAAGGAUUUUUCUUUAUAAUUACUAUUUUCUACAUCGUAGAAUAACAGUGAAGACAUCAACUAUGGAAUCAUGUACAGUAGUAGCCCAAAAAAGUGUUAAACAAGUAUAUUUUAUAUUUGAGGUUCUUCAAAUUAGCCACCCUUUGCUUUGAUGACAGCUUUGCACACUAUUGGCAUUCUCUCAACCAGUUGUUUUGUUUUUCCAACAGUCUUGAAGGAGUACCCAUAUAUGCUAGGCUGCUUUUCCUUCACUCUGCAGUCCAACUCAUCCCAAACCAUCUCAAUUGUUUUGAUGUCAGGUGAUUGUGGAGGCCAGGUCAUCUGAUGCUGCACUCCAUCACUCUCCUUCUUGGUCAAAUCGCCCUUACACACCCUGUAGGCGUGUUGGGUCAUUGUCCGGUUGAAAAACAAAUGAUAGUCCCACUAAGCGCAAAUCAGAUGUGAUGGCUUAUCACUGCAGAAUGCUGUGGAAGCUAUGCUGGUUAAUUUUGCCUUGAAUUAUAAAACCGUGUCGUCAGCAAAGCACCAUCACACCUCCUCCAUGCUUCACGGAGGGAACCACACAUGCGGUGAUCAUCCAUUCAACAUCUGUCUCUCAAGAAUUUUAAUAUUUGUACUCAUCAGACCAAAUGACAGAUUUCCACCGGUCUAAUGUUCAUUGCUUGUGAUUCUUGGCUCAAGCAAGUCUCUUCUUUCUAUUGGUAUCCCUUAGUAGUGGUUUCUUUGCAGCAAUUCGACCAUGAAGGCCUGAUUUCAUGCAGUCUCCUUUGAACAGUUGAUGUUGAUGUGUUUGCAGCCCAAAUAAAUGCUUCACAAUUCAACAAUUUGAGGUGCAGUUAACUCUAAUGAACUUAUCCUCUGCAGUAGAGUUAACUCUGGGUCUUCCUUUCCUGUGGCGGUCCUCAUGAGCCAAUUUAAUCAUAGCACUUGAUAAAACUCAGUUUUUGAAAUGUUCCGCAUUGACUUACUUUCAUGUCUUACAGUAAUGGACUGUUGUUUCUCUUUGCUUAUUUGAGCUUUUCUUGGACUUGGUCUUUUACCAAAUAUGGCUAUAUCUUCUGUAUACCACCCCUACCUUAUCACAACACAACUGAUCAAAUACAUUAAGAAGGAAGGAAAUUCCACAAAUUAACUUUUAACAAGGCACACCUGUUAAUGGAAAUCCAUUCCAGCUGACGAGCUCAUGAAGCUGGUGGAGAAAAUGGCUAGAUUGUGCAAAGCUGUCAAGGCAAAGGGUGACUACUUUGAAUAAUCUCAAAUAUAAAAUAUAUUUUGAUUGAACAUUUCUUGGUUACAUGAUUCCAUGUGUGUUAUUUUAUAGUUUUUGAUGUCUUCACUAUUAUUUUACAAUGUAGAAAAUAGUACAAUUAUGAGAGAACCUGGAAUGAGUAAGUGUGUCCAAACUUUUGACUGGUAGUGUGUGGAUAUAUAGAUAUAUAUCCACACACAGUGCAUUUGGAAAGUAUUCAAACCCCUUGACUUUUUUACACAUUUUGUUACGUUACAGCCUUAUUCUAAAAUGUAUUCAAUUGUUUUUCCCUCAAUCUACACACAAUACCCCACAAUGACAAAGCAAAAAACAGGUUGACAUUUGUGCAAAUUUAUUAAAUUUAAAAAACUAACAUUUACAGAAUUAUUCCGACCCUUUACUCAGUACUUUGUUAAAUCACCUUUGGCAGCAAUUAAAUCCUGGGUGUGACGCCACAAGCUUGGGACACCUGUAUUUGGGGAGGGGUAGUGUUGCUGCACAGCUGCUUUCAAGUCUCUCCAGAGAAGUUUGAUCGGUUUCAAAUCCAGGCUCAGCCUGGGCCACUCAAGGACAUUCAGAAGCUUGUCCCAAAGCCACUCCUGUGUUGUCCUGGCUGUGUGCUUAGGGUCGUAGUCCUGUUUGAAGGUGAACCUUCGCCCUAGUAUGAGGUCCUGAGUGCUCUGGAGCUAUUUUUCAUCAAGGAUCAAUGUACUUUGCUCCUUUCAUCUUUCCCUCGAUCCUGACUAGUCUCUUCAGUCCCUGCCGCUGAAAAACAUCCCCACAGUAUGAUGCUGCCAACUCUGUGCUUCACCGUAGGAAUGGUGCCAAGUUUCCUCCAGACGUGAUGCUUGGAAUUCAGGCCAAGGAGUUCCAUCUUGGUUUCAUCAGACCAGAGAAUCUUGUUUCUCAUGGUCUGAAUCCUUUAGGUGGAUUUUGGCAAACUCCAAGCUGGCUGUCGUGAGGAGUGGCUUCCGUCUGGCCACUCUACCAUAAAGGACGGAUUGGUGGAGUGCUGCAGAAAUGGUUGCCCUUCUGGAAGGUUCUCCCAUCCCCACAGAGGAUCUCUGGAGCUCAGAGUGACCUUCGGGAUCUUGGUCACCUCCCUGACCAAGGCCCUUCUCCCCCGAUUGCUCAGUUUGGCCUCGCUGCCAGCUCUAGGGAAAUUCUUGGUGGUUCCAAACUUCUUCCAUUUAAGAAUUAUGGAGGCCACUGUGUUCUUGGGGACCUUCAAUUUUUUUGGUACCCUUCCCCAGAUCUGUGCCUCGACACAAUCCUGUCUCUGAGCUCUACGGACAAUUCCUCCGACCUCAUGGCUUGGUUUUUGUUUUAACAUGCACUGUCAACUAUGAGACCUUCUAUAAACAGGUGUGUACCUUUCCAAAUCAUGUCCAAUCAAUUGAAUUUACCACAGGUGGACUCUAAUCAAGUUGUAGAAACAUCUGAAGGAUGAUCAAUGGAAACAGGAUGCACCUGUGCUCAAUUUCGUAUCUCAUUGCAAAGGGUCUGAAUACUUAUGUUAAUACAUUUUCUAAAAUUUCUUAACCUGUUUUACUUUAAUUAUGGGGUAUUGUGUGUAGAUUUAUAAUUAAAAAAAAUAUUUAAUACAUUUUAGAAUAAGGCUGUAACGUAACAAAAUGUAGAGAAAAUAGUCUGAAUACUUUCCGAAUGCACUGUACAAAUCCAUUGAACACCUUUGAGAUUAAUUGGAAUGCUGACUGUGAGCCUAAUCGCCCAACAUCAGUUCCCUACCGUAUUAAUGCUCUUGUGGCUGCAUGGAAGCAAGUCUCCGCAGCAAUGUUCCAACAUUUAGUGGAAAGCCUUCCCAGAAGAGUGAAGACUGUUGUAGCUUUAAAACUGCAACAUUAUCUCUCUGCCUCAUGGUAAAAUGUGUAAAAUUGCAGAAUAUUAGAUUUAAAGCUAUGGCAAAAUGUGUGGAACUCAAGAAAUUAGCCUAAACUGAUCAUUUUCUUUCCAAUUGCAAGAGGCAGACCUUUUUAAAUGUUAGUUCCCCGGGCUGAGACAGUUCGUCCACUGCAGACGUCAUUGAGCACGGUUACAUGCACACAAUCAGAUUAUUGUGAAUAGUGAGUUUAAUAGUUUAUAAUAGUUUAUGUACUUUGCAAGAACGAUUUUGCUGUUUACAUGGACACAUCUGGACUUUGGAUAAAUGCAGAAAAUCGCCAUUCACAAACGUUCUACCACACUGACCAUGUUAUUUUUGCAAAGACAAUUUGAUUCUGAGUACGGACAUGUGUAUGGUAAAUUUGAAUGUGAACUUUAAGAUGCAUACUUUCAGUUUUUCCGAACUCACUUCACACAUGCAUAAGGGACGCUUACGCUACCCAGUACUUGCUCAUGUCAGAUCAAAUACACCUCUGGAACGUCAAUUAAGAUGUUUAAAUGUCCUAAUUAUUUGAAAGAUUUCUCUGAAAACCAGGUGUUUUAUUCUGCGUGUGCUGACUUCGAUUAUGACCUUACACAGAUAAGCAGAGUAGUGUUUCUUUACAAGACUAAUGGCAUACUCGGCCUUCUGUCAUAAGUAGUUUAAAUUCAAAUUACUAGUGUGCAUGUAAACAUUCUCCAAGUAAAACUCUAUUUUUAUCGCACUCAAGCUGUUCUGAUUUAUGAGGUUGAUAUAAUUUGCUGUCACAAAACGGGUCCCUGGACCCAAAAAGCUUGAGAAUCCCUGUUCUAUACAAUAGGUUGUCAUUUUGGUAGCACAUCCGAAAACUGCAGAAGCUUAUAGUUGUUUUGAAUUAAAGGAACAAAUAUAUUUUGGUAUUUGUUUCAUUAGUCCGUUAAUACAGUCCCGAAAUGUUUUCCAUGUCAGCAGAAAUAUAGCCUGUAUGAUGCAAAAUGCAGCAGUAUUUCUGUAUUUUGAAAGUGACUUAUUUUGAAAACUUCAUUGCUGACAUGCAAAACAUUUUGGGACUGUAUUAACAAUGGAAUUUUCCUUUAAUACAUGUUUUCCUUUAACUGUUCAAAUGUAAAUGGUUUAGUUGCUUUAGUUUUGUCAGAUGUUACAUAGCUGUGUCUGUGAAGCAGUGUUGGUUACAUGGGCAGGUUCAGUCUCACCUUUUUGUUUUUAAAUGAUCAUUUAGCAAAGCGCUCAGAAGACAUUGUGUAACUGCCAUUUCUAUUUUUUUACUCCUGCAUGUCUGUUUCCAUUUGUUACAUCCCUCCAUACAACAGUGUACUGUAGCGACUCCCUUGAAUGGGUAUUGAAGAUGUUGUAUUCUCACAAACUAAAACAUGAUUUCACAUGCAAUUUUUUUUCUUGAGUUUCAGCUCCUUUCAUAUGGCAUUUUGUUCAGCUCAUUUCAGAGGAACAAUUGCUAUUUUUUUUAUAUAUACUUAUUAGAGAUACAUUUAUUGGAUAUAUUUUUAUGUUUAAACUUGCAUAGGUCCCAGUAUGUUAGAUUUUUUGUUUUAAAUAUAUAUAUAUAUUAUUAGGUAAAUAAUAUUUCAUGAAAUAGGCUACUUUGCAAUCUUAUGCCUUGUUAACAUCCUGGGUAUUAAGCAUGUGUCAAUCCAAUCUUAUGCCUUGUUAACAUCCUGGGUAUUAAGCAUGUGUCAAUCCAAUCUCUAUGAAUGUGUUUAUCCAUUUCCCAAAACUAUGGUAAAUUUACAGCAACUUGUGAGUUUGAAUGAUGUGUGUAAUGUUUGUUGCAAAGUUACUUGUAAAUUAAGGCACUAUUUCCUGAGCUACCUGACACUCCUUGCAGAUGAAAAUUGUUUCAAUGUAUAACUAAUUUAUAGUCACAAGCAUACCAGUAUAGGCCAUAAUAUGAAAAAUGGCUGUAUUUAGUUUUUUGGAUAUGUUGCACAAUGUCAUUUAGAAGGCCACUUUUUCCCACCCAUAGUUACUUGUUUGCUAGAGAAGUAUAACAUAAAUUUGCUGUAACAGAUUUUAUGGAACAAAAGAUGUCACUGUAAUACAUUUAUUUCUUAAAAUAUUAUAUUUUGUAUAUAAUUUGACUGAAGAGAUGCUGUAUGCAAUAAAUGCUGCAGUGACAUUCAUGGACAAUAAGGUUUUAAUAAAGGCUGGAUGUCAUGUU